AGGUUCCGAGGUCAAAGUUCGAGUGCAUGUGACUCUACUAGCAUAAAGUUCUAAGACUCGACUAUCUUUGCAGUCUCCAAGGCCGGCUAGCUGGAAUCAGAUCAUCAUGACAGCCAGGUUCAGAUCUGGUGGAGGAGCUGAGCCUGAGCUUGUUAAAUCUCUUUCCUCUGAGGAGGAAGGUUUCAACACUGGAGGUCCAUCUAUCAACGUCAAGGAAGGUGGUCUCUCUAAGGAGGACCAUGCACCACUACUGCCAAGACUACAGACGCCUGGUUCAGCCAAUGAUGCGUAUCAUCCACAGAGGAGACAACUAGUUACAAGGAGACUGCUGCCGAGUAUGGACGACGAAGAUGGAGACAGUAAGAAGAGAAAGAGAGGAUUUUGUCAGACUUGGUGUGAUAUGUGGUUCUUACUAUCUCAAACGAAGGUUGGUUGCAUCCUUCUCAAUGCUCUCCUGUUCGGAGGAGGACUCCUCAUCAUUUUACUGACAGUGUAUGGUGGUAUAAUGGAGUGCCCUGAGUUGAAUGGAGCUGUAGUGUACCUGUUCCUAGUGGCCACUCUCUCUAUAACACUCGGCUGUCUGUGUUGUGGCUACCACUGGGUCAAAGACAAUCACGACCUACCCUUUGGAAUAUUUUGUGUUGCCUAUUGUGUACUGUUUCUGUACAUCUGCAUCACAAUCGCUGGGACUGUGGUCGUGUUUACACGGAUAUAUCCGAUUGGUCCAGAUCAACCACCUCCGGAUAUGGUGAACGGAACUACAGUGAAUGUACUGUCUCAUUGUAAAAUGGUGGAACUUCCAUUUGGUGUACUCAUCGUAUGUUAUUGUGUAGCUGUUCUGAUUUUGUGUAUAGCUUAUUGUGCUUGUUUAUUAGCCCUGGGGGCAAGACAUGUCGAUGACUGACCUGUGUGACAUUGUGCAAUGUAAUGAUAUUUUUGUGUGAACAGUUUUCAUCUUGA
Messenger RNA from Halichondria panicea, 960 nucleotides. RefSeq lists its product as uncharacterized. The coding region runs from base 107 to 904 and encodes 265 amino acids. The transcript has 5 exons. Lineage: Eukaryota; Metazoa; Porifera; Demospongiae; Suberitida; Halichondriidae. The record is from RefSeq and is a predicted model, not a curated record.